Molecule: messenger RNA, 382 nt
Organism: Ilex paraguariensis (yerba mate)
Lineage: Eukaryota; Viridiplantae; Streptophyta; Magnoliopsida; Aquifoliales; Aquifoliaceae
Source: the annotation of a GenBank genome assembly
AUGCAGCAAUUGCAACUUAUGCAGCAGCACAAUGCUCAAUUGCAAAAAAGGGAUCCUAACCAUCCUUCACUUGGUGGUCCUAUGAAUGCUAUGAACUCCGAAGGAAUGAUGGGGCAGCCAUCAGCCAGUGUACUGGCCAUGAAAAUGUACAAGGAGCGAAUGAAACAUCCUCAGUCAAUGGAUUCAGAGACAUCUUCAUUCGUACAAGGCAACUCUGGGAGCAUGUCUGCUGCUCUGCAGCAAAUGCAAGGACGAUCUCAAUUGACCACCGAUGUUAAAGCCGAAGUGAACUUGGGUGCAACUAAGAAAUCUUUGCCUAUGGAUCCUUCAUCAAUAUAUGGGCAAACAAUUUUGCAGUCAAAGUCUGGACUGGGCGGUGCAG